Nematostella vectensis (starlet sea anemone) is the source of this 2299-nucleotide messenger RNA. Its product is annotated as 3-hydroxybutyrate dehydrogenase type 2. Bases 125 to 892 code for a protein of 255 amino acids. Lineage: Eukaryota; Metazoa; Cnidaria; Anthozoa; Actiniaria; Edwardsiidae. The record is from RefSeq and is a predicted model, not a curated record. Gene Ontology annotation, molecular function: oxidoreductase activity, acting on the CH-OH group of donors, NAD or NADP as acceptor. Gene Ontology annotation, cellular component: cytoplasm. The transcript is spliced from 2 exons.
AUAAACAACAGUGUGGGUUACCUGUGUUGACACAAACCGAGCUGUACUUUGAGCUGACACGACAAAAGCGCAGUCCCUGCAGUGCAGGUCAAAAAUCGCUGAGAAAGAUUACUGCGAAGUCGCCAUGGCCAGCUCCUCAGAUACAAAAUCUCUCGGAGACCGUUUGAAAAACAAAGUUGUUGUCCUGAGCGCUGCGGCCCAGGGAAUCGGUAAAGCUACGGCUUUGGCUUGUGCAAGAGAAGGCGCGAAAGUCAUCGCUACUGACAUAAACGCGGAAAAGCUCAAAGAACUUCACUCCGUCCCUGGCAUAGAAACACGAGUUGUAGACGUAACCGAUUACGAAGCCAUUAAGAAGUUCGCCUCCGAGGUUGAUCGAGUGGAUGUUUUGUUUAACUGUGCUGGGCUAGUUCUCGGGGGAAAUAUAGAGGAAUGUUCAGAGAAGCAAUGGGAUUUGACGAUGGACCUCAACGUUAAGUCUAUGUUUCGUAUGACUAAGGAGUGCAUUCCAAAAAUGCGCCAACAAGGGUCUGGAAGUAUAAUCAAUAUGGCUUCAGUGGCCUCUUCCAUCAAAGGUGCACCUAAUAGAUUUGCAUACGGCACAUCUAAGGCUGCGGUCAUUGGUUUUACUAAAGCUAUAGCAGCUGACUAUAUUACCAAAGGCAUCCGCGUCAAUGCAGUUUGUCCUGGCACCAUCUACACAGAGUCGUUACAGUACAGAAUAGACUCAACCCCUGAUCCACAAAAAGCACUUGCUGAUUUUCUAGCUCGUCAGCCUACCGGAAGGUUUGGCAAGCCUGAGGAAGUUGCAAAUGUUGUAGUGUUUUUAGCUUCUGAUGAGUCAAGCUUUAUAACAGGUCAGUGUAUUACAGUUGACGGAGGAUGGUCAGUAUAGAACUAUGAUAAUUCUGUAGGCUUUAUUGGGUAUUUAGAAGGCAAAAAAGAAAUAGAGAGUCAAACUAUCAAAGAAAAGAAAGAACAAGUAAGCUAUAUGCUAUAACAGGCUUUUUUAAUUAUUAUUAUAUUACCUAUUAUUAUAUUCAUUUAUUAUUAUAUUACUAUUUUUUAGGGGGAAAUGGGUUGUGAAUUGACAAAUAUAUGUGUGUCAGAAAUUAGCACCUCUACAGUAUGAUGGUCGUGACAAACGAAGCAACACUUGAUACUGUAUUGUCAUCUAAUUUGAGACCUUCUUCUAUGUAUUACAUCAUGACUAUAUCUCCAUAGCUUUUGCCAUGGCUAUGAUUCCAUUGAAUGUCUCGAGUGCAGUCGGUAGGAUCUGUCCGGGAGGUAGCAGGAAGCCAUAACGUCCUGUGUCUCUUAGUUCCAGAGCAAAUGAGUAUUUGAUAUUCAGGUGCCCAUAUGUGUAGUCUUUGCUACUUCCAGAAUUCUUAUCUGAAAGAAAGGAAUAUCAAACAUUAUUUAGUUCUGCACUAAAAUUUAUGUCAUAAUUCAAUUCCGUUAAAAAAGAAAAACAAAUGAAUUUAAUUAUAAUUAAAGCUUGCAAAGAAUAUCAAAUCUGUGAUAAUGUGGUUUUGAAUAAGGUGGUUUAGUCAAGAGCAGGAGGUUGUCAUGGAAACAAGCUUUCCUGAUAAAUAUUUGCGCCAAAGGAACUUUCCAUAUUUUAGAAACUUUCUUUGGCUAAAAGAAAGAAAUACAAGAGAAAUUUAGAAAGGUUCUUUUUAGCACAUUGGUCAUCUUGCAGGGUUCUAUCUUGUAUAGCCUGCUAGCUGGCUCUUCAUUGGGUUUAUUUGGAAAUGACUGUUCUCAGAGUAUCAGGAUUACUGUGUGGAAUCUGGAAUCACAAAAAGUAAUUUCCAAGUAAACUCACUGGAGAGUCGGCUUGCAGGCUAUAUCUCAUGCCACUAUAAGAACAAUUAGUUGGAGAAGAAUAGAUUACAAAUUUUGUUUUUGAGAAAUAUCUAAUUGUCCACAUGGCAUUAUUAGACUAACAGAUAAUGUUAGAUGAUGAGCCAUAUCGGUAUGCUGUGCCAUACGUCUGGCGGAUCGCAUCUACACCAAUUUUCGACACCCUCAUCUGAAAUAAAAAACAUAAGUAACAUUGUUAUUGAGGGAUUGCAGCAUUUGUCCCACCUUUCUUUUUUUUCAUAACAAAGGAGUUAGGACAUUUUUUUUGUUGAACCCAAAGAUUGUAGUUACACGAACCAUGCCAUAUUAUUCAAAAUAUUUUUAUGGCUAUUUUAAUCUAAAAAGGUUAUCCCCAAAGGGCAUUAUAGACCCAUGUAAGUAGAUAUGAAUAAAUAAGACUUGAAAAAAAAAUCAAUAAAAACUGGUUAGGAAUCAA